Letharia columbiana is the source of this 273-nucleotide messenger RNA. RefSeq lists its product as uncharacterized. The coding region runs from base 1 to 273 and encodes 90 amino acids. Gene Ontology annotation, cellular component: cytoplasm. The record is from RefSeq and is a predicted model, not a curated record. The transcript has 2 exons. Lineage: Eukaryota; Fungi; Ascomycota; Lecanoromycetes; Lecanorales; Parmeliaceae. Gene Ontology annotation, molecular function: ATP binding; kinase activity.
AUGGAGAGAGCACACUACUCGCCACCCUGGGCGGAUACUAGCAUAAUCGGCAUAGCUGGGAGCUCUGGCUCUGGCAAAUCCACUUUGGCCCACAAAAUUGUCAGUUCGUUGAAUCUACCUUGGGUUGCCAUUCUGUCUAUGGACUCCUUCUACAGAGUCUUGACCCCUGAACAACAUAUUCUGGCACAGAGGAAUGAAUAUGACUUUGACUCCCCAAGCUCAAUCGAUUUCGACACCUUGGUCGAACGUCUUCAAGAUCUCAAGGCCGGGUAG